AUGGGACAGUCUUCGUCUACGCAAAGAGACCAUCGCCGCAUCAGCCUUUCAGAUCAUUUACUUUUUCGAACAGCACGUGGACGGGAGAAUAGACAUGAAGCUAUGAGCGACGGGCGACAUUUCGAGCAAACUGGGGAAGCCGGUCCCCCUUCAAGGACGGAAAUAUUUCAUGACAAUAUCCAAACUGCUCCUUCAGCUCAACCACGGGCAGUCGCGGAGCUACCGGGACAGUCUACUUUUUCGGACAGUUGGCGAACCAGUCAUUUGGGAAACACGCGUGAAGAAAAUGGAUCGGGUUUUGACCUCGGUCAUCAACAGGGCUACCAAGAUCAUCCCUCUGCAACCUUUGCCCGCAUGACCGCGAGGAGGCAGUCUACCAUGUCGAGAUUAGGGUCCAGAAUCUUGCCAAAUUCAGUUAUCCGCGGGUUGCUAAGCAGUGAGGAAGAGACACCCGCGGAGGGACAUGCUCAUCGGCAUGGCGUUUCAAGAUCUACACCGAGGAGCGAGGUGGCUCAUAAUAGCAGUCGCUUUAGCCCCUUCAGUUCCCUGAGCUCUAGAGGCAUCACUAGGCGGCGUUCACUUCGAGCGCCUUAUUUAAUCCCACGGAGUGAUCCAACUCUGGCUCCAGAUACGUCUGCACCUCCAGCUUACCCCGACCCUGCCUCCGAACGUGCUCGAGAGUCGAACAGAGGAUCCUGGCGUCGAAGUGCUCGACUUCAUCGUGUUCGACGCUCGUUAUCCAACCCACUAUCUCAUAUGUUCGGCCAACCAUCCACGGGCAUAUCGUCCCCUAACACUGAGGGUGCAGUGCGCCCUCCUUCCCUUAGUGAUGACCCUUAUCCUCUCUUCCCUCCUUCGACAGAGUUGGAUAACCGCAUGGAUUUUGAUGAGCCCCAUGAGCCCCAUGAAUUGGAUUCGGUUGAACCGGCAGUACGGAAUACUCGUCCAGACUCUCCUGCAUCUAAUCAGUCUGCACAAGGAGUGACAAGUGCACGACAAAUCCCUAGUUUCUUGCGGGCGCAGCCUUCCCGAGUCUUGCGGCGAGAAGAACAAAUGCCUAUGUCGCGAGUCUUGCAACUGGCUGCCGCUGCGAUUGCAGCCCAACUCUCUGGCUCAACUAGUCCGGUGCUUCCGAAUAUCCAGGCUCUCGGUAAUGAUGGAUUAAAUGGCUCAUUGGAGAACUUCAUUCAAAGUCUCCACAACGCCACGUCUACACAAGCAAACCCUGGUGAUGCGCCAAAUACUACCGGAGAGAGUGGCCCUUCGCCUCCGCUCAAUUUCCUGCGGGUGUUCCGAUUUGCUAACUCGGAUCCUGCAAGGGCUUCUGACGCUACGAACCGGACCUCAACAGGGUCGGAUAACGCCAAUCACCAAGCGGACGGAAUGGAUGUUGACAACCAAACGGAGGGAACUGAAGCUGAAGGACGUACAGUCACCCUGGUCGUUGUAGGUGUCAGGUUAGUCCCAGCGAGCAACGGUCCCGGCAGUGAUCAACCCAACCCAGGACAUGACCUCGAUGCAUUGCUCCGAAUGCCGUUUUUGUCGCCAGGAAUACGGAAUCCAGACGGUGGCCCGAACCGCCCUGAUGGAGCGUCGAGAUUGUUCCCCAACCGUCUGUCAAGGGGACCGGGACCCGGCGGACUGUCUACGAAUGAUGAUACGAUACAUCAACCAGGAUCUUCGAACGUUCCCCACAGACUCUCCGAUGCAGGCACUGGUAGCCCUCUUUCUUCACUCCCUAAUUCUUCGCCAGCGAGCCCACCUGGCCCUCAUCCUCCACCUUCGACUCCUGCUGAGCCAGGUUUGUCGACAUCGGCGUCUGGUGCUUCAACACCGAGUCGCAGACCAUCUUCUACAUCGGCUAUGUCGCCGGGCGCUUUGCCGCAAGUUCACGAAAAUCAGUCAAUGCAACCUUCGGUUGAGUCGGCUGAAGAGCACUCUCCGUUGAACACCGCUCGUCAACGGCGCAGGAGUGAUUCUGAAUAUGCUCGCCACCGUGGCCUCGGCGCUGGUUCUAAUAGGCGAAACGGUGUCGUGGAGCCCGACAACGCAACCCCGCCAGUAGGUAGAAGCUGGCUAAUCUAUGUCGUGGGGGCAAACGUUUCAGAGAAUAACCUGGCGUUUGCUACCCCGAGUCUUUUUACCGACAAUCCGACUUAUGAGGACAUGAUCUUGCUGUCGUCGCUGUUAGGGCCGGCAAAGCCACCGGUUGCCACACAGGAAGAUGUUAGCACAGCUGGCGGGCUGUUCCGUCUUGUGGAAUAUGCUGGGUCCUUGGUCGCCGAGGCUGUGGAUGGCACGGGCAACAUUCAGAUUCCUGAAGGUGACCGUUGUCUAAUAUGCCUCAGCGAUUACGAAGCAGCGGAAGAACUCAGGCAGUUGACCAAAUGUCAGCAUGUCUUCCACAGGGAUUGCAUUGAUCAGAGAUUCACCAAGUACACACGCAAACCAGCUGAAGGCGGGCCGAAAAUUUCACGUUUUUCAUCCUCCGAUAACAUCGAAUACAUCCACGAUAUGUCUUCGCCGAUUCGUCUCACGGUUCUAAUAUCCGGUAGUGGAUCGAAUUUACAAGCAGUAAUCGACAAGACCAACGCGGGGCAGCUGCCCACCAAGAUCAUCCGAGUCAUUUCGAAUCGCAAAGACGCAUUUGGACUUGAACGGGCGAGACGAGCCGAUAUUCCAACUGCCUACCAUAAUCUCGUCAAGUACAAGAAGCAACACCCAGCCACUCCCGAAGGCGUCCAGGUAGCGCGGGAGGAAUACGAUGCGGAACUGGCGAGGCUGGUCCUCCAGGAUGCUCCGAAUCUAGUCGUUUGUCUGGGAUUCAUGCAUGUGUUGUCACCCAACUUUCUGGGGCCGUUGGAGGAAGUGAAAUUGAAGAUUAUUAACUUGCAUCCGGCUUUACCUGGGGCGUUUAAUGGAACUCAUGCGAUUGAACGUGCCCACGCCGCAUGGCUCGAAGGCAAGAUUGAUAAGACUGGCGUGAUGAUUCACAAUGUCAUUUCGGAGGUUGACAUGGGCAAGCCGAUCCUGAUCCGGGAGAUCCCAUUCGUCAAGGGCGUCGACGAAGACCUCGACAAGUUCGAGACGAAGGUGCAUGAGAUUGAAUGGGGAACGGUUGUUGAGGGAAUCCAGCUUGCCAUUGAGGAGCUGAAGGGUGGGAAACAAUGA
Aspergillus glaucus CBS 516.65 is the source of this 3171-nucleotide messenger RNA. RefSeq lists its product as uncharacterized. The transcript is spliced from 4 exons. Gene Ontology annotation, cellular component: cytoplasm. Gene Ontology annotation, biological process: 'de novo' IMP biosynthetic process. Gene Ontology annotation, molecular function: phosphoribosylglycinamide formyltransferase activity. The record is from RefSeq and is a predicted model, not a curated record. NCBI's taxonomy places the organism in Eukaryota, Fungi, Ascomycota, Eurotiomycetes, Eurotiales, Aspergillaceae. The coding region runs from base 1 to 3171 and encodes 1056 amino acids.